AUGACUAUCAAAUACCUCAUCACCGGCGCAACUGGCGGCCUCGGAAGCCAAGUCCUCGCCCACCUCGCUGCCAGCGUGCCCCAUUCCUCUCUCGCCGCUGCUUCAUCAAAGGAAUCCAACCGCGCCCAAUUCGAAGCACAAGGAAUCGCAUUUCGCGUGACCAAUUUCGACGACCCGGCAUCACUCGAAGCCGCAUUUGAUGGUGUCGAGAACUUGUUCUUUGUGAGCACGAAUACGUUUGAUAAUGAGCGGCGCACGAGACAACAUCGGAACGUGGUUGAGGCGGCCAAGAAAACGGGCGUGAAACAUACUUGGUAUACCUCGCUCGCAUUUGGCGGCUUGCGAUCCGAUUCCAAGAUUUCGGUGCAGCAGGCUCAUUUGGAGACUGAGAAGAUGCUGGAAAUAUCCGGAAUAACAUAUACAUCCAUCCGCGAAGGCAUCUACGCCGACGCAUUCCCCCUCUUCCUACAAUGGUAUCCCAGCACGGAAACCAUCUACAUCCCGGAAGACGGACAAAUCACAUACACCUCACGCGAAGAGCUCGGCGAAGCCAAUGCUAAACUGCUCCUCAAGGGCGGCCACGAGAAUGAGAUUGUGCUUUUGACUGCCAACGAGCCGCUGUCCGCAGUGGACAUUAUCCAGGUUAUCAAUGAAACCACCAACCGAAACGUGAAAUUGGAAAUUAUCCCGCCGGAAGAGUAUGUGCGCUAUAAUACCGAGAAUGACGAAGGAAAGAAGGCAGAGGGGUUCUGGAAAUCGCGUCUGUCCUGGUUUGAUGGGAUUGCAAAGGGGGAUGCGCAGGUGUCGAACCCGUUGAUGAAGGAGUUACUCGGCAGAGAGCCAAAGACGGGCAGUUUUAUCAUCCGUGAGAUUCUGAAGGAGAACCCGAAUUAUACGUGGCAUCAGAACUAUGUGGACCAGGAGCAGUACCGGGCGACGCUGCCUCGGAAAUAA
Talaromyces rugulosus is the source of this 954-nucleotide messenger RNA. RefSeq lists its product as uncharacterized. The coding region runs from base 1 to 954 and encodes 317 amino acids. The transcript has 3 exons. Lineage: Eukaryota; Fungi; Ascomycota; Eurotiomycetes; Eurotiales; Trichocomaceae. The record is from RefSeq and is a predicted model, not a curated record.